This is a messenger RNA of Ictidomys tridecemlineatus (thirteen-lined ground squirrel), 858 nucleotides long. Lineage: Eukaryota; Metazoa; Chordata; Mammalia; Rodentia; Sciuridae. The record is from RefSeq and is a predicted model, not a curated record.
AUGCUUAGUGUAUUUGAGGAUGUCACAGAAAUGUGACUGGAUGAGGUGGAUGCUGGAGAGGAUAUGAUUGCUAUCAGAAGCAUCCUAGAUGCUGGCAGAUUCCACUGAUUCUCUCUAAUGAGGGAGAAGAGAAGCCCCUGGGGAUGGCACUACUACAGAACAGACCUCAUCUUGCAGUACAGACUGCAGGAGGGCGAAGCAUCAUGUGACAGUUGGAGCUGGGCUCCCAGGUCAGUAAGAGAUGGACGAGGCAGAGAGAGAAACUACCCCUCUCAUUCCAAAAAAAUUAACAGAAAAGAAGACCUGUUCCUGACGUCAGAAACUCUAGAGACAGAAGAGGAGGAAAACCUCAAAGGAGAGCAGCAAUAUAACAUUCACUUCAGGGAAGUGACUAUCCUCUAGGAGCAGAUUGUGGACUAUUGAAUAAAACAGCUUAUUUUGAAAGAAUUGUGUUUGGAAGAUUCUAGAAACAUGAAGGAGAAAGUGUAGGAUAUUGUGAGAGGCCUCUGGGAUCUGACUGGGAAGGAGCGAAAUAUGGUGCUAAGAUCACUAAGUACCUCAGCAAGGAAGAUGGGCAGUCCACCAGAUCCUCUCAUAAGCAGCCUUUUCAAUAUUGCUGGGCACUUAGUAGAAGUGUGUGCAGAAGCCAUUCAGGAAGUCUUGGAUGCCUUGAUAGGUGAGCUGUCUGAGGAGCAGCAGCAGUUUGUGGCUAAGGCACUGCAAAAUGGGAUCCUGGCCCAGUUGAAGGACCGAACCGAAGAAACUUAUGAAACACAGAAGGAGGAAGAAGACAAGAAGGCCCUGAGAAACGUUUAUCAGAUGCCUGUGCUGCAGGGUAUCGACACUUGCCAAGGGUGA